AUGUCAACCUCUCGAAAAUCGAACCACCAAGAAACCACAACUCAAUUGAAACCCACCAUGUCCCUCCAACGCCUGGUUUUCACUUCCGCACGUCGGGCUGCAGUGAGCCCAGCUGUUAGACGCAGCUUCACGACCUCCUUCGUCCGCAGAGAAGCAGCUCCUACCCCAGCCAGCGACACCAAUGGGACCAAGAUCAAGAAGAUCCAAGACAUCAAGGAUGAAUCCGACCUCCUCCCCCCCGGAGCAGCACCCGGAGCCAUACCCACGGAUCUCGAGCAAGCGACCGGUUUGGAGCGAUUGGAGAUUCUGGGAAAGAUGCAGGGUAUCGAUGUCUUCGAUAUGAAGCCCUUGGACGCGUCUCGCAAAGGCACGCUUGAUAACCCCAUUAUUGUGAAGUCGUUUGGUGAUGAGCAGUACGCUGGUUGCACUGGCUACCCUGCUGAUUCCCACGUUACCAUUUGGCUCACGAUGUCUCGUGAUCGCCCUGUUGAACGCUGCCGUGAAUGUGGCAAUGUGCUGAAGAUGGAAUAUGUCGGUCCUCAAGAUGAUCCUCAUGACCACAGCCAUGGCCAUGAUGCCCAUGGAGACGGAGCCCACAACUAUGAGGAGCCGAAGACUUUCGCUGAUUUCGUUAAGCCUGAAUAUAGAUAG
Molecule: messenger RNA, 651 nt
Organism: Lachnellula hyalina
Lineage: Eukaryota; Fungi; Ascomycota; Leotiomycetes; Helotiales; Lachnaceae
Gene: cox-4
Product: Cytochrome c oxidase subunit, mitochondrial
Exons: 5
Coding region: 1-651 (216 amino acids)
Biological process (GO): mitochondrial electron transport, cytochrome c to oxygen
Cellular component (GO): mitochondrial envelope
Source: RefSeq, a predicted model, not a curated record